Messenger RNA from Cercocebus atys (sooty mangabey), 1610 nucleotides. It is a transcript of the gene TTF1, whose product is annotated as transcription termination factor, RNA polymerase I. The transcript has 9 exons. Lineage: Eukaryota; Metazoa; Chordata; Mammalia; Primates; Cercopithecidae. The record is from RefSeq and is a predicted model, not a curated record. The coding region runs from base 225 to 1223 and encodes 332 amino acids.
CAGCAGCACUUCCGGGUUGGGAGAAAGGUGGCAGCGCUUUCGGAGGGUUAGAACCUGCAAAUGAAGAACGCAAUGUGGAAACAGCUGAAGAUUCCGAAACAAGGUAUUUGUAUGCAGAUUCAGGAGAUGCCGAUGAUUCAGAUGCGGAUUUGGGUUCUGCGGUCAGACAGCUUCAGGAAUUCAUUCCUAACAUCAAGGACAGGGCCACCAGCACAAUCAAGCGGAUGUACCGGGAUGACUUAGAAAGGUUUAAGGAAUUUAAAGCACAAGGUGUCGCUAUUAAAUUUGGCAAGUUUUCUGUGAAGGAAAAUAAGCAGUUAGAGAAAAAUGUGGAAGACUUUCUAGCCCUGACAGGCAUCGAGAGCGCAGACAAGCUGCUGUACACGGACAGAUAUCCCGAGGAAAAAUCUGCGAUCACCAACUUAAAAAGGAGACACUCGUUUAGAUUGCAUUUAGGUAGGAACAUUGCCCGGCCCUGGAAGCUUAUAUACUAUCGAGCAAAGAAGAUGUUCGAUGUCAACAAUUACAAAGGCAGGUAUAGCGAAGGAGACACUGAGAAGUUAAAGAUGUACCAUUCUCUCCUUGGGAAUGACUGGAAGACGAUUGGUGAGAUGGUGGCCCGAAGUAGCCUCUCCGUGGCCCUGAAGUUCUCGCAGAUCAGCAGUCGUAAGUGGCAGCCACCAGUGCCCACCUCGCUGAAGAAAAGGACAGAAAUUCUAACCAAGAGGAUGACUAAUGGUCGGCGCAUAUACUGUGGCGUUAAUGCCCUGCGGGCCAAGGUCAGCCUUAUUGAAAGGUUGUAUGAAAUAAAUGUGGAAGAUACUAAUGAAAUAGACUGGGAAGAUCUUGCUAGUGCCAUAGGUGAUGUUCCUCCAUCUUAUGUUCAAACGAAAUUUUCUAGGCUGAAAGCUAUCUAUGUUCCAUUUUGGCAGAAAAAGACUUUUCCAGAGAUCAUCGACUACCUUUAUGAGACGACUCUACCUUUGCUUAAAGAAAAGUUAGAAAAGAUGUUGCAGAAAAAAGGCACUGAAAUCCAGACUCCUGCAGCACCCAAGCAAGUUUUCCCGUUUCGAGACAUCUUUUAUUAUGAAGACGAUAGUGAAGGAGAGGACAUAGAAAAAGAAAGUGAAGGCCAGGCGCCGUGGCUCACGCCUGUAAUUCCAGCACUUUGGGAGGCUGACGCCAGUGGGUCAUCUGAGAUCAGGAGUUCCAGACCAGCCUGACCAACAUGGUGAAGACCUGUCACUACUAAAAAUGCAAAAAUUAGCCGGGUGUGGUGGUACUCACCUGUAAUUUCAACUUGGGAGGCUGAGGCAGGAGAAUCAGUUGAACCCAGGAGGUGGAGGUUGCAGUGAGCCAAAGUCGCACCACCACAUGAGAGAGAAAUUACUAUUUCUUGUCCCUUUUUAUCAGUUUGAUUAUAUUUAUAUAUAUAUAUGUGUGUCAGUAAAUCUGUUUUCAGUAUUGAUGUUUAAUAAAGAAUGUACAAUGGCCAGAGUUCUGCUCUUUCCUCUGGAGCAUUAAAAUGUAUUGCCAUUCAUAUUAAAGUGUAUUUGAAUGUGAAAAGAAAGAGGAACAUAUGGAUUGAUUUAAUAAAUAAUUACAACCAA